AUUAUCCUACAUGCAAUAACACCUCACUUGGGAUCUCUGCGAUACAAAUCUCUCUCUUCCCUCUCUCUCUAAAAACUCUCUCACAAUAUUUAUCUCUCUAAAAACUCUCUCACUUACCAGAUCUCUCUCGCUCUCCCCUUUAUAAUCAUUGCAAAAAGCGCCAUUAGUUCCCUCAAAACCAUCUUUUUCUCAGUUUCUCUCUCUACUCUCUCUCUAUACCUUCACAAGAACCAGGUUCAAUUCUACGGGACGAUGUCCGGCUUUUUCAGGUGGAAGACCGUAAAGGAAUCUGCAAAGGUCUCUCAAUUCACCGUCUCCGUUUCCAGAUCCAGUUACCCCAUUGUUUUUGAGAACCACAGCAACCUUAAGAAGCCCUUCACUCGCUCUCUCUACCAGGUAUCGAGCAUCUCGACCCGAGUUAACCAUUUGCAUGUUGGAGCUUAUCGGAGGAGAGAGAAUUUAGGGUUUCAGGAGAGGAACAAAUGGGAAGGAGGUCGAGAUGAUGGGAUUCACCCCAAGAGAAUUAGGGCAGAGGUGAAUUGUCCUCGAUGCUCAAAACAAAUGGAUGUAUUGAUAGCACCCAAUUCAUUAUCUGUGAGGUCUCUCUCUAACCGGCCCCUUAUUGGUGAUCAAAGCUUCCAAGCUGUGAAUUUGUGCCCUAAUUGCAAGACCGCAUACUAUUUCCGGCCAUUUCGUCUGGUUCCAUUGCAGGGGAGUUUCGUGGAGAUCGGUCGAAUCAACUCCCAUGAUUCCAACUCCAAUGAUUCGAAGGAUCCACCCGUGCAGGAUUCCCGGGUUUCUUUGAAAACUAGGGUUUCAGAUGGGAAGGGGGAUUCGAAUUGGGAACAAGAAGGUGAAAACAGUAACAAUAGCUAUGAGAAUAGGCUAAGGGCUUCAUUUUGGGAGACGUUGAGGUCAUAUGGUGAUCCACCGGAACAUUGGCAACCUCCACCUGGUAAUGGGAUUGCAGUUCAAAGCCCACCAGGCCCACCAUUCCCUCCAAAUUUGAAUGUUGUUAGGGCAAGUGGGCCUGGUGGUGGUGGCGGUGGUUCGAGCAAUGGUGGGGGCUCGUUUGGCUCAAAAGAUGCGUGGGGUGGUGCUAAUCUGGGCAAAGAUUUGCCUACUCCAAAGGAGAUUUGCAAGGGGCUGGAUAAGUUUGUUAUUGGGCAAGAGCGUGCGAAAAAGGUGCUCUCAGUUGCAGUCUAUAAUCACUACAAAAGGAUCUAUCAUGCAUCUUUGCAAAAAGGAAUUGGAGGAGAUUCAAGUUGCUCUGAAGCUGAAACUGAUGAUGGUGACCAUGUGGAGCUUGAGAAAAGCAAUGUGCUUUUGAUGGGUCCUACAGGCUCGGGGAAGACGUUACUUGCAAAAACUUUGGCCCGCUUUGUGAAUGUGCCAUUUGUUAUAGCAGAUGCCACAACAUUAACGCAGGCAGGAUAUGUAGGGGAAGAUGUAGAAUCUAUACUGUACAAGCUACUUACGGUGGCAGAGUUCAAUGUGGCUGCAGCUCAACAAGGAAUGGUGUAUAUUGAUGAAGUCGAUAAAAUAACUAAGAAGGCUGAGAGCCUAAAUAUUAGUAGGGACGUUUCUGGGGAGGGUGUACAACAAGCAUUGCUGAAGAUGCUAGAAGGAACUGUGAGUGUUGUGAAUGUUCCCGAGAAGGGUGCUCGGAAGCAUCCACGUGGUGACAAUAUUCAGAUUGAUACAAAGGAGAUUCUUUUUAUCUGUGGUGGUGCUUUUGUUGACCUAGAAAAAACCAUUUCUGAGAGGCGGCAAGAUUCCUCUAUUGGAUUUGGAGCUCCGGUGCGAGCAAACAUGAGAACUGGUGGUCUCACGAAUGCCGUAGUUACAUCUUCAUUGUUGGAAUCGGUUGAAAGUGGUGAUCUUAUGGCAUAUGGUUUAAUACCCGAAUUUAUUGGUCGGUUUCCUAUACUGGUUAGUUUGUCAGCUUUAAAUGAGGACCAACUUGUUCAGGUCCUUACGGAACCUAAGAAUGCUCUUGGAAAACAGUACAAGAAGAUGUUCAGCAUGAACAAUGUGAAGUUGCAUUUUACUGAAAAUGCACUGCGACUAAUUGCUAAAAAAGCUAUGUCUAAAAAUACUGGUGCCAGAGGUCUUCGAGCCAUUCUGGAGAGUAUUUUGACUGAGGCUAUGUAUGAGAUCCCAGAUGUCAAAACUGGAAAUGAUAGAGUUGAUGCAGUUGUGGUUGAUGAGGAGGCUGUGGGGUAUGGUGACAUGCCAGGAACUGGUGCUAAAAUUCUCCGUGGAGAUGGUGCCUUGGACUGCUAUCUUGCCGACCACAAAUUAAAGGACCCAGUGUUAUCCGUCGAUGGGUCUGAGGGAGAAUCAGAGGUUGAAGCUGAGCUCGCUUCAAGAGCGAUGAGCAUGUAAUUUUUACCCGUCUCUCAUUGUGUAAAUUAAAGAUAGUUGCAGUCAUAAAGAAAUGAUGUAAUUAUCCUUGUAAGGCAGCUUUCGUUUGUUCACUGAAAUGUAACAUUCUGAUUUAAUAUUUAUCCAAGAAAAUAGGUUAAAAUUUCACAGAAU
This is a messenger RNA of Amborella trichopoda, 2541 nucleotides long. Lineage: Eukaryota; Viridiplantae; Streptophyta; Magnoliopsida; Amborellales; Amborellaceae. The record is from RefSeq and is a predicted model, not a curated record.